UGUGUCUUUAAACGUUUGACCGUUACAAGCAUGGCUAGCCAGUUAAAUCAAUCAAAAAAGAGAGGGCUUGAUGAUAUGGACACUCAUACUAGCGAUGGGGAGAUUUCGGAAAAAACUGGAGACUUUCAUAUGAGAGAUGUUAUGCAUGGUAUAAAUAAUAUUCAAAACACUCUGGCCAACCUGUUACUAAGGAUAGAUGGGCAAGGUCGCCAUCUUGAUGAAGUCACAAAGGAUAUCAGAGGAAAACAUGGCAUUCAGGAGAGAUUAGAAAGUGUACAAGAACAAGCGAACGAUACGAUAUAUAUAACCACUGAGCUGCAUGAAAAACAGAAGAAGAUGGAAAGAGAACUUAGCCGAAUGAAGGAUUACAUAGUUCGACUGGAGUAUUGUGUAAAGACUCAAAAGACCGUGUUGAAGGGUCAAAAACUCAUUUUCACACAAAGCAAAUCUGUGUAUAGAGAUAAAAUUGGUAGCCGACCUAUGGCCGAUGAGAUCAUCAGUGGAGAAGAGGUAAAGAUCGCGAUCAGUACGGGGAAGACCACAGAAGAUAAUGGAAACCGGUUUGCUGCCCACUCAACGCCAGUAGAUUCCUAUAAACAGGUGAGGCGAUCGCUUGUGGAAGUUGUGCGUACAGAAAACACUGCCAGUGCAAGUCACAAUAUAUAUGCGUUCCGAUUUUCCACUAGUGAUGGAACAGCGCAUGAGGGAUCUGAAGAUGACGGCGAGCACGGAGCCGGGAGAAUGUUACUCAAAGCACUCGCUGAUAAUGAUAUAAAUAACGCACUGGUGGUCGUCUCGCGGUGGUGUGGUAGUAAAAUCGGACCCAGACGUUUCACACAUAUCAACGAGGUUGGGUUAAGUGCAGCAAGAAAUAUGCCAGUCCCCGUCUGA
This is a messenger RNA of Saccostrea echinata, 891 nucleotides long. RefSeq lists its product as uncharacterized. The record is from RefSeq and is a predicted model, not a curated record. Gene Ontology annotation, cellular component: cytoplasm. Gene Ontology annotation, biological process: regulation of translational initiation. NCBI's taxonomy places the organism in Eukaryota, Metazoa, Mollusca, Bivalvia, Ostreida, Ostreidae. Bases 31 to 891 code for a protein of 286 amino acids. The transcript is spliced from 2 exons.